AAGGAGGAGGAGGAGGAGGAGGAAGAGGAGGAGGAGGAGGUGGCGGUGGCGGUGGAGAAGGCGCAGGUAGUGGAAGGGCUGGAGAUAUUAGAAGAAGAAGAAGUAGAAGUAGAAGUAGAAGAAGAAGAAGAAGAAGAAGAAGAAGACGAAGAAGAAGAAGAAGAAGAAGAAGAAUACGAUGAGGACGAAAGUAACAAAGAAGAUGAUGAUGGAAGAAGCAUAUAAAAAGCGUGUAAAAUUUUCU
Messenger RNA from Megachile rotundata (alfalfa leafcutting bee), 244 nucleotides. RefSeq names its product histone H3.v1-like. The record is from RefSeq and is a predicted model, not a curated record. NCBI's taxonomy places the organism in Eukaryota, Metazoa, Arthropoda, Insecta, Hymenoptera, Megachilidae.